AGGUAACAACAGGACCAAGAUGGCGGAUAGGAAAGCGGCGCUAGCAAAACUUUUAAAAGUUCCAGGAAAUGAAGUGUGUGCCGACUGUGGACUUGAAAAUCCUGAAUGGGCAUCCUAUAACAUAGGCGUGUUUCUAUGUGCAUCCUGUGCUGGAGUACACCGCAGUUUAGGCUCUCACAUCAGUAAAGUUCGAUCACUGACAUUGGAUAACUGGGAUGAUGAACAGAUCAAGAAAAUGGAAGAAGUGGGAAACCUCAGAGCCAAAGAGAAGUAUGAACAGAUGGUUCCACCAUCAUACAGACGACCAAAUACCAAAGAUGUACAAGUUCUACGUGAACAAUGGAUCCGGGGCAAAUAUGAGCGCAUGGAAUUCACAAAUCCUGAAAAGCAGACAUACCUUAGUGGGUAUAAGGAGGGCUAUCUGUGGAAACAAGGCAAAGACGACAGCAAAUUUAUGAAGAGGAGAUUUGUGCUGUCAGAGAAUGACAACAAACUGGUCUAUUUUAACAAAGAAAAUGCCAAGGAGCCUAAAGCAUCCCUCAGACUUGACGAGAUCAAUGCAAUAUUUGUGCCAGACAAGAUUGGCAACUUGAAUGGGUUGCAGGUUACAUAUGAUAAGGAAGGCACAACCAGGAGUCUGUUUUUAUAUGCAGAAGAAGGCAAGGACAUCGUGGACUGGUAUAAUGCUCUUAGAGCAGCAAAACUGAAUCGUCUCAGGAUUGCGUUUCCAUUGAGUCAUAUUGAUGAGUUGUCUCAGCAGCUGACCAGAGACUUUGUCAAAGAAGGCUGGUUAUUUAAGCAAGGACCAAAUGCCAAAGAUGCAUUCAGGAAGAGGUGGUUCACACUGGACAAGAGGAGGCUUAUGUAUUCUGAAAAUCCACUGGAUGCCUUCCCAAAAGGUGAAGUCUUUAUAGGAAACAAGGAACAAGGAUUUGCUGUACGGGAUGGUGUUCCUCCAGGUCGCCCAGACCAAACCUUUGGCUUCACCCUGAAGACUCCAGACCGCCCUUUUAUUUUGAAUGCAGAGAGUCAACAAGAAAAGGAGGAAUGGAUGAGUGUACUUAAGCAAGUUGUAGAGACACCCUUGACACCACAAGAUUCUAGUGCUGCAGCAGCAGUGGUAAGGAAAAGAGCAAACUCUGCUCUAGAUGCUUUUAGUGCUUUAAAAAUAAGGUAACAAAGAAUAAGUCUAAUAACCAUUGGACAUUAGUGUUUUAUUCAAAAACUGGGUAAAAGGAGGACCACAGAAGAUAGAAGACCCCAUAAGACUUAGCAGUGAUCAUUAUCAGUCUAGUUCCUUGGACACUUAUUCCUUUGGAGGAAGCUUCAUUGUACAGAUUUUAAAUGUGAAGUAUCCAUCCAAACUAUGGAUUUAGCCUGAAAGGUCCAUCAAAAGGAGGUUAUCACAUAUUCUCAGUUAAGUCCAAGUCGAUUGGCUGACCAACUUUUAAGAAAUAAUUGUGUAUUUGGUGACAUUGUGAGAGCAAAAUAUUUUAUAUAACAUUUAUUUUAUAAAUUCAAAUCAUGCCAAAUUGCAAUCAAUUAUUUGGUGUUAUAAUGGAUGUUAUUAGUUUUAAUACCGCCUGGUGUCAUGAUAUGAUAAUAUUUAAUCAAGGAUAAUAUGUAUAAUGGCAUCAUGAAAUGCAUAUAAAUUUGCUUUUAGUUAGGUCUGUUACUUAUAGCUUGGUACAUGCAUGCUGCAUCAGUCAAUCAUGGUGAUGUUUCAGCUUAGCUGAUAAAAAUAUUGGAGAAAAAAGUUGAAACUCAAAAACUCAAUGAUAAGCCUUGCAUGAAGAAUCAUACUGAGAUAUCUGUAUAAUGCAUAAGAAUAAUACAGUGUAGUAUGCUUGAGUCCUUUAAAAUCAGUUAAGAUACAUGUUAUAGUAACACCACCCCAGUCUGUUUUGGUGAAACACUUUUUGCCAUUUGUCAAUGAAUGUGAUUAUAAUGUUCCCAAAUCAAGAAAUUUCAUCUGAAAAACAGUGUUUCACCAAUAUGUUUGUUUGCUCUCUGUCACAGUUUGCAUUCCCACUGUGUAUAUGUCACGUCUUUUAUUCUCCUGCAUAUUCCUUACAUACUAAUUAAAGCAAUAAAUUAAUGAAUGAAUAAAUCUUCAGGCUCAGGUCUAUCUGGUGAGUAACUAGCAAUAUUAGUGAACCAUUUGCAAAUGAAUCACUGUAUUUUGUAUUUGUGACAUCAGAAAUCCCUGUGCUGGUGCAGUUUCUAGACCUAUGCAUAACAUAACAGGUCCUGCCAUCAUUCCACAGCCUGCUUGUAUGCUCACCAGGUGGCAGCAACAUUGUUCUGGUUUAUCCGCUCGCUAGAUGGCAGCAUGCUAUCAGCCCAGUGUGUGAGCAGAUGACAAUCAGUUUGUUCCCCACUAAAAUCAAUUCCAAUGGGCCUCUUCCUUUGGCAGAUAUCAUUUUUA
This is a messenger RNA of Lingula anatina, 2428 nucleotides long. Its product is annotated as arf-GAP with dual PH domain-containing protein 1-like. The record is from RefSeq and is a predicted model, not a curated record. Gene Ontology annotation, cellular component: plasma membrane; cytoplasm; intracellular membrane-bounded organelle. Gene Ontology annotation, biological process: positive regulation of GTPase activity. Gene Ontology annotation, molecular function: GTPase activator activity; phosphatidylinositol-3,4,5-trisphosphate binding; phosphatidylinositol bisphosphate binding. NCBI's taxonomy places the organism in Eukaryota, Metazoa, Brachiopoda, Lingulata, Lingulida, Lingulidae.